UCUUUAUUUAAUUGGAGGGUUUGUCACUUUUUUUCCCACUAUUUGAGAGAGAAAAGGUGCAUGUUCUCUUCUUCAAAUUAAAACCAACCUAUUCCUUCCUAUUCUAUUUGCAUAUCGCAUUUGUUCUUGAAUCUCUUUGGCAUAGUAUUCGCGAUUAAGAAGCAAUAACAGCUCAGAGAGAAAGAAAUUAAAAAGAGAGAAUGUUCCAUGCUAAGAAACCUUCGACUAUGAAUUCCCAUGACAGACCCAUGUGUGUUCAAGGAGACUCAGGUCUUGUCCUCACCACUGAUCCUAAACCUCGUCUUCGUUGGACCGUUGAGCUUCACGAGCGUUUUGUUGAUGCUGUUACUCAGUUAGGUGGACCUGAUAGUAUGUUCUCUAUAUACUCCCUAGCUAACCCUACAUAUAUAGAGUUACUUAUGAUCCACCAGUACCUUUUCAGAGAGGCAACACCUAAAACUAUUAUGAGAGUUAUGGGUGUUAAGGGUUUAACCCUUUACCAUCUCAAGAGCCACCUUCAGAAAUUUAGACUGGGAAAGCAGCCUCACAAAGAAUUCAAUGAUCACUCGGUGAAGGAUGGUGAUAGAGUAACUGCAGCAACCAGUUUAGAACUCCAAAGAAAUUCGGCAUCCUCAUCUGGAAUGAUCGGGCGUAAUAUGAAUGAGAUGCAAAUGGAGGUACAAAGAAGGCUGCAUGAACAACUGGAGGUACAAAGACACCUUCAGUUGAGGAUUGAGGCACAGGGAAAGUACAUGCAGACUAUAUUGGAGAAAGCUUGUCAAACAUUGGGGGGCGAGGAAAAUAUGGCGUUACCAGCAAGAACAUUUAAAGGCAUUGGAAAUCAGGGAGGACUAAUACCGGACAUUUCAGCUGCCUUUAAAGAGUUUGGAACCCCUCCUCUAAGUUUCUCCUCAUUUCAGGACCUGAAUAUUUGUGGAGGACACGACCAACAGCUCGAACUUCAUGCUCAGAGUAGCAUGGGAGAAAGGUCAUCAUCCUUCGAUGGAUUCAUGAACCUAGGCAAUACUACUGAUCAUAACUUGACUCUGGGAAAGAAGAGGCCUAGCCCUUAUAGCAGCAACGGGGGUAAUAGCAAUGGAAAGAGCCCCUUUAUGUGGUCUGAUGAUUUCCGUCUCCAAGAAUUAGGCGUAGCAACAGCAGCAGCCUUAGGUCCUAAUAAUGAAGACGACCACCAGAUUAUUCAGAUGGAAAGGAGUUGCAAUCCCGAGCUUGAUUCCGUGUCUGACCUUUACGAGUCAAAGCCAAUCCUGCAGGAGGAAAAGAAAUGCGACGCCAAGCUGGAGAGGCCCUCCCCGAGAAGAGCCGCCCAGAUUUCGAGUUUGAGUGCCCAAGGUGGACGAAGCUCUGUUUUCGGUGAAUUACUAAGUUGGCAAGAUGGAAAGGUCACCGACGGUGGAGAGAGGCCGGAGUAAAAAGGCAACUACUUAAAAAGACAAGGCGGACAACGCACUCAUCAUGCGUACUGCCAGCAUAGAUGAAGCCUCUUUGUACUCUAGCUUUUGAAGAACCAAAAAGGGAUAUGCCACAUGAAAUGUUACUGUAACAUCAAAAAGGGAUAUGCCACAUGAAAUGUUACUGUAACAUCAACGUUUGCAUGCAUGCAUGGCUCAAUUUUUCAUGACUUACUUUUUCUAUACAGUACAUCAUGUCAUUGAAAGUGCAAAAGGGGGUAAUUGAACUUUCAUUUUUCCAGCCGACUAGCUAUGUCUAGGGUAUUCAUGGUGUGAUUUGGAUUGGUUUUAACUUAAAAAUAACCAAACCAUCAAAAUUGUUUUUUUUUAAUAAUAAACAAAACGAAUAGAGUAUAAAUUUUGCCGGUUCGAUUUUAUCGGUUUGGUUUGACUUUGAGGUUAUUUUUAUUUUAAAAUGAUAAAAAAAAGCAGAUAACAUUCUCCGCUCACAAUAUAUUUUCGAGAAGCAAAUAAAUCAAGUAGAUAAUGCAUAGUAUUUUUAUUCCCACUGCAACACCAUACUACAAUACCAACUAUAGACUUAUAGGUAGGGGCGGAUUCAGGAUUUUCAGUGAGGGGGUUCAGUAGUACAUAUACGGACUAGUCGAAGGGGGUUCAACCUCUACUAUUUAUACA
This is a messenger RNA of Capsicum annuum, 2108 nucleotides long. Its product is annotated as myb family transcription factor IPN2. Gene Ontology annotation, molecular function: DNA binding; DNA-binding transcription factor activity. The coding region runs from base 201 to 1433 and encodes 410 amino acids. The record is from RefSeq and is a predicted model, not a curated record. NCBI's taxonomy places the organism in Eukaryota, Viridiplantae, Streptophyta, Magnoliopsida, Solanales, Solanaceae. The transcript is spliced from 8 exons.